Molecule: messenger RNA, 3091 nt
Organism: Macroventuria anomochaeta
Lineage: Eukaryota; Fungi; Ascomycota; Dothideomycetes; Pleosporales; Didymellaceae
Exons: 2
Coding region: 200-2995 (931 amino acids)
Cellular component (GO): cytoplasm
Molecular function (GO): metal ion binding; glycerophospholipase activity
Source: RefSeq, a predicted model, not a curated record
CAGAGCUUCAGUGACUUCGAAAAACACGCGCGACGAAAGCACGCCUGCCCCAGGCUACCAUCUUCACUCGUCUUUGACUUGCCUCUUCCAUACAUCAUGAGGACACGUAAGAUACACAUUCAUGGCGAAAUAAUAUGACCACAGCCCUGCAGAUUCGAAGCUACUUGCGUCAGUUGUUUCAGUCUGGACAUCCGCCAUCAUGAGCAACAGGGAGCCAGCCAUGUCUUCCCACGCGAACCAGUACAUUCGCGAAGUCCUUCACUCGGUCCAAGCACCCACUGAAAUACCUGUUCGCUAUUUCUACACGUCACCGCUCGCUAUCGACGAUCCGCUCUCGCCCAUACCUCCGCCAGUGACGGGUGCAGCGGCGGCUGCAAAGAAGCAGCUUCCCCGCCCCUUCUCAGAGUACGACAACGAUGCCGUCAACAAAUCAUGGCUGGAGGUAAGGAAGAAGAUAUUGCAGCACAAUGAGGAGCUGGGCGAGAAGAAGGAUGGACAGGAGCCAGGCACACCGACCAACCCGGCGGUUGCUCGUCUGAAGCGGAGAAGAGCUGGCAGUGCACCCAGGGAAGGGGAUAGCCCGAAAGGCAGAGACAUACCUCUGGGAAGAUCAAACAGUAGUGGACAGUAUUCUCGGUCUGCCGAGCUGUUCUCGCGCGGACGAGCUAGCUCCAGCGGUGGCAGUCAAAGCGCAACAUUGGUGCAAUCGAUGAAGGCGCUUGAUCCAAGUCAAGCAUCGCCCACGUCAGGUCCUACAACUACAGGAACGCCGUUCAUUCGAGCACCCUCGCGUACCAAUGUUGCCAAGGCAUGGAAGCCAGCACUGGGAGAGGGCGGCAGUCGGCCAACAAUACACGAGGUGGACAGCUACAGAUGGGACGAUGAUAUGGAGCCGGCGCUGUCAAGCGGCAAGAACAAAGGUCCAGCAAGGACACCCUCCAAACCUCAGGAUGGGCCCUCUGUCAAGGUACCUGUGGGCGUGUCGAGGCUGCACCACGUGGUCAUGGACGCAGAAUCGAUACGAAUGGAACCUAUCUAUUGGUCACCUCUCAGCGACAUCUCUCGGAUCAUACGAGGAACUUGGUUCUACAAAGACUCAAUGAUGCCGGUAGAGGUCGAGGUUGCGAACAUGCUCGAAGCUGGAUAUGUGGAUCUGCAGCCUUGGACGCAAACAUGGAAAGAUGAGCUCAGCAGCGCGGUCGAAGUUGGAGCGCUCGGCGAGAUGAAAGUUGUGCACAAGCUGUGGCCUGACAAGCUAGUAACUUCAGAUAGCAGACCCUCCACUUCGCAGCAGAUGCAGACAACAGGCUUGGUACAGAGCACUCUUCCAGAGGAACAGGAUAGUCCGGAGCAGGAGCGACUAGACAUAGUCGAGAACGCAUGUGAUCGCGUUGACAUCUCAAAUGGUCCAGAUGGGCCAGACAACAAAGCAGCAGGAGAUCUCGAAUACGGUGCGGCAGGCUACAAGCAGCUCUACCUCAAAGCUGGCGUCAUCUACGCUAACGACAAGGAGGCAUACAUCCUGAAGCCGACUCUACAGCCAUCAGACUACUACGGUCGACGCCCAUUAGCAAACUACAUCCGAAAGGGUAGAAACAUUGGUGUGUGUGUAGUGCGAGGCUUCGAUCAGGCAAUUUGGGACAAGCUGCAUCCAAGCAAGUUGGAUUCUACUUCCCAGAAAGCGUAUCAGGGCGCGUCGACUGCUCAAUCCGGUACACCAGCGUAUCGUAGGCUGAAGUCGGACCCUGAGCUCGCGAUGUCUGAGCGCCCACGAGUCACGGAUCUUGUGCUGGUCAUCCAUGGUAUCGGGCAGAAGCUGUCUGAACGUAUGGAGACGUUUCACUUCACACACGCAAUGAACUCUUUCAGACGUGAAGUGAACGUCGAGCUGGGGACACCAGAUGUUAAGCGCCACUUGCGGAAGGAUAUGGGUGGCGUCAUGGUGCUGCCGGUCAACUGGCGACAACGUGUAUCGCUUGAGACUGGUGCUGACCUCACGGAGGCCGAGGAUCCUGCAGCCAACAAGUACACCCUUAAGGACAUUACGCCAGUCACACUACCCUCGAUCCGUGGUAUCAUCAGCGACGUCAUGCUCGAUGUUCCGUACUACCUAUCGCCGCAGCACAACCCUACGAUGGUCGCCGCAUGUAUACAAGAAGCGAACCGUAUCUAUCGACUAUGGUGCGCCAACAACCCAGGUUUUGAGAAGUACGGCAGAGUCCACCUUGUCGCGCACUCCCUUGGCUCGGUAAUGGCCAUCGACAUCCUCAGCAACCAGCCCAGUCACGUGGACCCCGGCUCAACCGACCCUACAUCGCCUACGUCCGACCUACCCAAAGACCACUUCAUCUUCAACACAACCGACCUCUUCGUCUGCGGCAGCCCUGCCGCCCUAUUUUUGCUAAUGAAGAAUGCAACCCUGCUCCCCCGCCACGACAAAGAGAAACCCGGCGCCGACUCCUACGCUACCCCCGGUGUCGCCGGCUCGCAAGGCACAUACGGUUGCAUAGCCGUCGACAACAUCUACAAUAUCAUCAACCCGUACGAUCCCGUCGCAAUGCGCAUCAACGCCACCGUCGAUGCCUCCUACGCCGAGAUGCUAAAACCCGCCACCAUCCCCUCCUCUUCCUCAAGCUACUUCUCCUUCGCCAACCCCUUUCGGCGCGUCGACAGCUCCACGACCCUGCAAAAGCCCACUGCUGUCCGCCUCCCGAGCAAUGUAGAGCUCGAAACGCACAAUUUUACGCGCGAGGAGGUUGCGGAGAAAAGAGUGUAUUUACUCAAUGAUAACGGCCAGAUUGACUACUUUAUGAAGUAUGGCGGAGGCGCGCUGGAGAUUCAGUAUCUUACUAUGCUCGGCGCGCAUAGUAGUUAUUGGCUGAGUAGGGAUUUUGUGAGGAUGAUUGUGCUCGAGGUUGGGAGGGAGAGUGGGAGGGAGGGGACGAUGGAGAGGAUGAGGGCGGUUAAGAAGAAGAAGAAUGUCGGUGGUGUGUAGGGCUUGGGACAUGUCCAGAGCAAGGGAAGAGUGGCAAGAGAUGUUGUUAUACCCCCGUUGUUAUGUAGAUAAGAGUUCGUCCAUCUUCAAAAGAUC